This is a messenger RNA of Lactuca virosa, 705 nucleotides long. NCBI's taxonomy places the organism in Eukaryota, Viridiplantae, Streptophyta, Magnoliopsida, Asterales, Asteraceae. The record is from the annotation of a GenBank genome assembly.
AUGCCAACAGAUCAAUCUCCGAUCACAGGAAACCCUCUCGUCCGGCCAAAAACCGGCCGACAGCCUCUUAAACCGAUCAGAUCCCCGUCGAAUGUACAUCCUCCACCGUCUGGAAACACCUACCAAAAGCCAAAUCUAAAGCAUGGAUGGAUCGAGAUCUCUGAAGAUUCUAACAAGGAGAAUCCUAAUCAGAAUGAGAAACGAAAUAUUACUUCUAAUCUGGAUCCGAAUCCUUCUUCGAUCUGUGCUGUUUCUGUUGCUGCAGCUCCGGUGCAAAUCGAGGAAUUUGAAGUCUCGCUGGCUGAGGAACUGAAUGCCAUUCGGGAAAAGAUGGAGAGGUUGAGGUCCGACAGAGAGAAGACAGAGAAGAUGCUCAGAGACAGGGAGUUAAUGAUGGAGACGAAGAUGAAGGAGCUCGAUCAGAGAGGAGAGAUUCAGAAGGUGCUUGAAAUUGAAGUGGAUCGGCUUUAUAGAUUAAACGAGCUCAGAUCUUUAUGCAACAGGAUACUACCGAUCAAAUCAUUGAGAGAGAAGGAGCAUGAGAAGAUCAAACCAGAUAAAUCACAGGCGACGGAAGAAGAAAAGGUCAGAUUGUUGAGAGAGAAGGAGAAGACCAAACCAGAUAAACCCCAGGUGGGAAAUGCUGAAGAAACGGAAGAAGAAAAGGUGACAAGUCCUUGUGGGGUAAAUGAUUCGAAGAAUUGA